Westerdykella ornata is the source of this 2297-nucleotide messenger RNA. RefSeq names its product phenylalanyl-tRNA synthetase. Gene Ontology annotation, biological process: phenylalanyl-tRNA aminoacylation. The transcript has 7 exons. Bases 149 to 1930 code for a protein of 593 amino acids. Gene Ontology annotation, molecular function: phenylalanine-tRNA ligase activity; RNA binding; ATP binding. Lineage: Eukaryota; Fungi; Ascomycota; Dothideomycetes; Pleosporales; Sporormiaceae. The record is from RefSeq and is a predicted model, not a curated record. Gene Ontology annotation, cellular component: cytoplasm; phenylalanine-tRNA ligase complex.
GUCGACAACACCAGACAGAGUGCAGAGGGGUAAAGCGGCGAAUUUCUAAACAGUUCCGUCCCGCGCAACGGCGACCUGCGAUCCUGCCCCACCAUCGUAGUAUUCACCGGGAACUCUCCCCUUCACACUACGCAGACCGGCGCUCGAGAUGCCCACCAUAGCAGUUGACAAAGCCGAGCUUUUCAAAGCUCUGGGGAGGGAGUAUACCACGGACGAGUUCGACGAGCUAUGUUUCGAAUUCGGUAUCGAGCUGGACGAGGACACAAGCCAGAGCAAAAAGCCCGAGGACCUUGCCCAACCGCCUCAAUUGAAGAUUGAGAUACCGGCGAAUCGCUAUGACAUGCUAUGUUUCGAGGGUAUUGCGCUGAAUCUGCGGGUUUUCCUGGAGAAACAACAGCUACCGAAAUGGACGCUGACCCCGCCUCCAUCCGGAGAAUUGCAAACCCUCACAAUCCAGCCGGAGACCGAGCAAAUUCGGCGAUACUGCUCCGGCGUCAUCCUGCGCAACAUCGAGUUUAAUCAGGACAGAUAUGACUCCUUCAUAGCGCUGCAGGACAAGCUGCACCAGAAUCUUGCUCGCCAGAGGACAUUGGUGUCUAUAGGAACGCACGAUCUCGACACAAUCCAGGGGCCCUUCUCAUACGAGGCCCUUCCUCCUGAGCAAAUUGAGUUCGUCCCUCUGAAUCAAACCAAGAAGAUGAACGGUAAAGAAUUGAUGGAGUUCUACGAGAAAGACAAGCAUCUCGGUCGAUACCUGCACAUCAUUCGCGAUUCGCCUGUGUACCCUGUGAUAUACGACGCCAACCGUACGGUCCUGUCCCUCCCUCCCAUAAUAAACGGGGACCAUAGCAAGAUCACACUGAAUACAAAGAACGUCUUCAUCGAAAUAACCGCCUUGGACAAGACAAAGGUGGAGGUCGUGAACCAUAUGCUUGUGGCCAUGUUCGGACCUUACGCUGAGUCGAUAGAACCGAUCAAGAUUAUAUCCGAUCACAACAAUGAGUCGAGAGUAGCACCCGAUCUAACACCUCGGCAGAUGCAGGCGGAGGUCGAUUAUCUAAACGGGUGCACAGGAUUGAAUCUAUCUCCCGAGGAGAUUUCCAAGUUGCUCGGACGUAUGGGCUACACGGUACCGCCAUCCAAAGCGGAUAGCAAUAUCCUGGAUGUAUCCGUUCCUAUAAACCGGGCGGACGUUCUCCACCAGGCCGAUGUCAUGGAGGACUUCGCUAUUGCAUAUGGAUUCAACCGCCUACCCCGGUAUUAUCCCAACAAGUCAGCGGCUGUAGCCGCUCCUCUUCCGAUCAACAAGCUUGCCGAUAUCGUGCGCUUCGAAGCUGCAACAGCCGGAUGGAGCGAGGUGAUGCCACUCAUUCUCUGCUCGCACGACGAGAAUUUCGAAUGGCUGAACCGGAAAGAUGAUGGCAAGACGGCGAUCAAGCUCGCAAACCCAAAGACGGCGGAGUACCAGGUUGUGCGGACAUCACUCCUCCCUGGUUUGCUCAAGACCCUCAACUCGAACAAGCACCAUGCAGUCCCCAUCAAGAUCUUCGAAUCCAGCGAUGUUGGUUACAUAGAUCUGUCCCAGGAGCGGAAGACUCGGAACGAACGGCAUUUCGCAGCGGCCAUCAUGGGGAAGACCAGCGGGUUUGAGCAGGUGCAUGGUCUGCUGGACAGGCUGAUGCUGAUGCUCAGGUGCGCUUUCAUAACACGGGAAGAGGGGCUGAAGGACGAUAAGCUCGAAGGAUACUGGAUCGAAGAAGUCGAUGACCCGACCUUCCUCAAGGGACAUGCAGCCUCCAUCAACCUGAAAAUGGCCGGAAAGCAGCAUAAGAUUGGCGUCUUUGGCAUCUUGCACCCUUCUGUGCUCCACAAGUUCGAACUGCCUUACCCUGUCAGCACGCUGGAGAUUGACCUCCAGGUCUUCUUGUGAGAUCACCUGGGUCUGGGCGUCUGUACCAUACGUAGCUAGAUGAAUUAGACGAACACAGCAACGCAUAAAGGCAGUAUGGUAUCAGUCAAAAUCGUGAGAACUCUGGUACAAAAGUUCUCCGUCAGCUGAAAGCAUCUUCGCCGCUCGUGAGAGAAGCCUAAUGUGACUGUGCAUCAUCACCUCCAGGAAGAAAGAUGGGAUGACUUUAGAAUGUUGAUUUGAACCAGAGACUGUCCGCGGGGAAUAGGAUGCGAACGGCGUACGCCCGCCUAUUUGACCUCGAAGUUGACCUUGGUGGGUCUUCUCUUCCUAAGCCCGACGCAAACUACACGCUAUGUAGAAAAUCCUGCAGUACGGUCUGCUUGCC